AUGCUCAUCUCCGCGCUCUGUAGUCUGCUCGCGUCGCUCAGCCCUCCCACCGCCGCUUUCGGCGCAAGCACGCCGCGAGGGCUCCGAAAGAUCGCGCUGCACCAAGCCGCCCGAGCCGCAGAGACGAUCGUUUCGACGAAUCAGGUGCUGGCGAAGGUGUACGCAGGGACGACCGCUCCAAAAGACUGCACCGAAUGUGCCGCCGCCAACUUGGCCGAUUCACGCUUCUGUCCGACGCUAGUGCGCGCCGUGACGGCACGGUGCGUGCUGUACGCCGCAAGAAGCUACAUCGAUUUGACGGGGACGCGGAGGCGCGGAGCAUGGCGCUUGCUUGCAGUCAUGGUGGCCGUUGCGUGCGUCGUCCCUACCAUGCUUCUGGCGCCGCUGCCCCGUUCUCUCGCUGGGCUCCAGGCGUGGGAGGCGGCCGCGUGGCAGCUAGUGCGGCAAAGGGUGAACUCGUUCCGUGCAUGA
Emiliania huxleyi CCMP1516 is the source of this 471-nucleotide messenger RNA. RefSeq lists its product as hypothetical. The record is from RefSeq and is a predicted model, not a curated record. The coding region runs from base 1 to 471 and encodes 156 amino acids. NCBI's taxonomy places the organism in Eukaryota, Haptophyta, Isochrysidales, Noelaerhabdaceae. The transcript has a single exon.